AUGGACGGCUCAUCAUCACGAAGUCAAGUCGCACAAGAGCACCACUGUGAGGAGGAGGAGGAGGAGCAAAGCUGUCUUCUCGGCCCCGAUGGCUAUGACGGGUCAUCCAACUCAGCAGGGUACCUCGUUCCUCCGAAGCCUGGUUCGGAGAAAGCAGUCGAAACCAAGAGUCAGCUUCUGAAGCCGAUUGACCCAUGGCAAUCCUCUGCCACAGUUCAUCCCGGGGACCUACGAUCGAACCGGAAUCUUAGGCCAGAAAAUACAAGGAACAAUACGGUGACCUCGAAAGUUCAGAAAUUCUGGGAGAAGAAUCGGAGUUGCAUGUUGGUGGUGACUUCUUCCGUGUUCAGCUCAGCUAUGGCUCUCUUCACCAAACUUCUGGAACUCGGUGAUGACGGCAUGGAUGCAUUCCAGAUUCUUUUCAUCCGGAUGGGGGUGACGACCAUCUGGUGUACGUCACUAUUGUGCUUCAAAGGGAACCCUGAUUCUCUGCUUGGGCCCAAGGAAGUGCGAGGACUGCUGCUCUUCAGAGGUAUAUCAGGCUUCUUUGGCAUCUUGGGCAUUUGGACUGCUAUAAAGUUCCUCAGCCUCGCCGACGCAUCUGUGGUGACUUUCUUGACUCCGACGAUUGUUGGCUUCUAUUCCGCAAUCUUUCUCGGCCAGCCUUAUACUCCCCUCCGCUUGACGGGGAUAUUGUUUGCACUGCUGAGCGCUUUUGGUGGUGCCGGGGCUUUCAUUGCCAUCCGAGCCAUUGGUGACAGGUGUCAGGUGCUUACGACGACCAACUCCUUUGCUGUAUGCUGCACCUUGAUCAGCGCAACGGCACUGGCUAUUGCUCCGCUGGUGGGGUACGAUCAGCCUCACAUCCGGUUUGGGCUUCCGCAUGAUCCCAGGCAGUGGUUUCUGGUGUCCAUGAUCACUGUUUGCGGCUUCCUAGCCCAGUGGUUUCUGACAGCAGGCCUAGGCAGUGAGAACAAGUCACAUAAAGCACCGGCAAUGGUUUAUAUGGGUAUGUUGUGGACGACCGGGUUUGACCGCUUCUUUCUUGGACAUAGUAUGUACUGGACCAGUCUUUUAGGUUGUGCUCUGAUAGUUGGAAGUGCUGUAUGGGUGGUCGCAAUGCCCAAGCCUGCGCCCACGACCAGCGCAGGCGCAGCUGGAGACUUGGAGAACUUUGCGGGCAUGAGGGCCCCAGAGACGACUGCGACGGAGUCCGAACAAGCGCAAGAGUUAGUCCAGUUGCAGAUUCUGCACCAUCACUGA
This is a messenger RNA of Diaporthe batatas, 1263 nucleotides long. RefSeq lists its product as uncharacterized. The record is from RefSeq and is a predicted model, not a curated record. The transcript is spliced from 2 exons. Lineage: Eukaryota; Fungi; Ascomycota; Sordariomycetes; Diaporthales; Diaporthaceae. Gene Ontology annotation, cellular component: membrane. The coding region runs from base 1 to 1263 and encodes 420 amino acids.